AGGAGCGGCUUGUUUAUUGUACGGCCAUCGCUCAACAAGCUUUGGAGGAAGUUCACUUUCUUUUGGCCAAGAUUGGAAAAUUAUAGCCCUAGCUGAACGAACCAAAACGUAGCCAUACGAUCUAAAAAAGCAGCGAUUUCCCUUCUACCACCAGGGAAUCGCAAAAUUACUUCCCAGUGUCAAAAUGGAAGCUAUGGAAGCAAGGAGGGCAGCAGUAGGUCCCCCUUCUGGAGCUGCUAGUGGUACAACGACUCCAAAUCCAGACCCGUUUCAUCGAAAGUCGGUCCGAAAACCGCCGAAGGGUCCUCAGAAGAAGCAACAAGGCUCGUCAAAGUUUCGGACUAAAGUCAAUCAAGACAUACAGCCGCUGUCGUUACUUAAAGAUUCGGCGCCUGCGGAGCAACAGGAAUUGUUCAUAAAGAAACUGCAGCAAUGUUCGAUAGUUUUCGAUUUUAUGGAUCCAGUAGCCGAAUUAAGAGGGAAAGAAGUUAAGAGAGGCACUCUCAAUGAACUAGUAGACUAUAUAACAUCAGGAAGAGGAAUCUURCAAGAGGUGGUCUACCCUGAAGUUGUCAAAAUGGUUGCCAUCAACAUUUUUCGAACUCUUCCUCCAUCUGAUAAUCCUGACUUUGAUCCUGAAGAAGAUGAUCCAACACUAGAAGCCUCAUGGCCUCAYCUCCAGUUGGUGUAUGAAUUUUUCCUGAGGUUUCUUGAAUCGCCUGAGUUUCAGCCCAGCAUUGCAAAGAAAUUCAUUGACCAGAAGUUUGUUCUCCAGCUUCUUGAGUUGUUUGACAGUGAAGAUCCUCGUGAGCGAGACUUUCUUAAAACUGUUCUGCAUAGGAUAUAUGGAAAGUUUCUUGGACUCAGAGCAUACAUUAGAAAACAAAUUAAUCACAUUUUCCUAAAAUUCAUAUUUGAAACUGAGCAUUUCAAUGGAGUGGGAGAGCUACUAGAAAUCCUAGGAAGCAUUAUAAAUGGUUUUGCCCUUCCCUUAAAAGCUGAGCAUAAGAUGUUCUUACAAAAAGUCCUCAUUCCUUUACAUAAAGUCAAGUGUUUAGGCCUUUAUCAUGCCCAGCUUGCAUAUUGUAUUGUACAGUUCUUGGAGAAAGAUGCCUCACUCACAGAACAGGUUGUUCUAGGUUUGUUGAAAUUUUGGCCCAAGACAAGUAGUCAAAAAGAGGUUAUGUUCUUAGGAGAAAUAGAAGAAAUCUUGGAUGUUAUAGAUCCACAACAGUUUGUUAAAAUUCAAGAACCACUAUUUCGACAGAUAGCUAGAUGUGUGUCCAGCCCUCAUUUCCAGGUUGCUGAGCGUGCUUUGUACUAUUGGAAUAAUGAGUACAUCAUGAGUUUAAUUGAGGAAAACUCUAAUGUUAUUCUACCUAUAAUGUUCUCCAGUUUAUAUCGGAUUUCAAAAGACCAUUGGAACCAGACUAUUGUAGCAUUAGUGUAUAAUGUCCUUAAAACGUUUAUGGAGAUGAAUGGAAAGCUGUUUGAUGAACUUACAUCUUCAUAUAAAGCUGAUAGACAAAAAGAAAAGAAGAAAGAAAAAGAAAGAGAAGAACUAUGGAAGAAGCUGGAUAAGCUYGAGUUGGAAAAAAGGAAAAUACUUGGCUUUCCUSYGUCKGGAUCACUGAAGGCAGAAAAUGAUUUGACAGGAAAAUCGACUUCAAACUCAACAGAUACCAAGUCAAAUCCAGCACCAAAUGCAGGAACAAAGAACCCUAAAAGUUGAAAGUGACUUGAAAAUAGUAUAUGURCCACAGUCGUUUGAUUGUGCCCAUCAGCUCUUUAGGACAAUCAGUAUUUCUCACUUUUUAAUUACGUUUCAGUACAAGAAGACUGUGGUGCAACUAUAGGAGAUAUGAUAAUGCAGUACUCCAUCCAGAUAGUUAAGAAAUCACCAAGGUCUUUAUUAGAUAUGUCUGUCUGUAUCCUGGCAGACUUGUUUAUUACCCGACAUCACCAAAAUAUAAGAAUUCACAUCAAAACCAUGAUUGUUUUCUUGCAAUGAAGUUACAUGUACAAAACAACCACAAUAAACGUCAAAACUAUGUACUUGUUUUAAAUCCUGUUUUUUUUUAUGUUGAACACAAUCCUUUGAUGUCAAAUUAACAUUAUUACUGAGAGACUAUAUUGAAGACUCAAUAAAUAUAUGCRAGUGUUUGGUGAGUUUCUUAAAAUAUUCUGGAUAAUAUAAUAUUUACUUAAUGUAUGAUUAUCUUUACACUCUAUGUCAUGGUCUUCUUUCAUGCUGGGAAACUUGAUACAAAUACUUCAUGUAAUCGCUAUUUCAGUCAUUUUAAUACCUACACUUAGAUUUGGUCUUUGGCCAUUCAMACUUUUGCUGAUUUUUUAUUUUAAUUUACUUGAUUGUCAAACAUGCUGCAUGUCUGUGUUAAGGGGAUAAUAAGCUAAGCAUCCUUGCAGUAUUUCUUUUGUAMAUAUUCAGCACCAGAGCCUGGAAUUAAAGUGAUUUUGUAUUGCCUGUAAAAAAAAGACCACGCAGUUGGUAUAAAAUCAUACAUUUAUAAGUCUUCCCAUGACAAUUCAACUUGCUCAUAGAAGAUAUAAAAUCACUGAAGACUGUUGUCACAUACCAAAAACAAURCCCAUCUAGCUUAUUUAUGCAGUAAGAAUAAUUGGAUAACACUUUUUGUUCUAAUAAAAUAGAAAUGUGCWAUGCAUG
Molecule: messenger RNA, 2686 nt
Organism: Exaiptasia diaphana
Lineage: Eukaryota; Metazoa; Cnidaria; Anthozoa; Actiniaria; Aiptasiidae
Product: serine/threonine-protein phosphatase 2A 56 kDa regulatory subunit epsilon isoform
Exons: 14
Coding region: 185-1732 (515 amino acids)
Biological process (GO): protein dephosphorylation; signal transduction
Cellular component (GO): protein phosphatase type 2A complex; cytosol; nucleus
Molecular function (GO): protein phosphatase activator activity
Source: RefSeq, a predicted model, not a curated record